Molecule: messenger RNA, 1353 nt
Organism: Entelurus aequoreus (snake pipefish)
Lineage: Eukaryota; Metazoa; Chordata; Actinopteri; Syngnathiformes; Syngnathidae
Gene: hspb11
Product: heat shock protein, alpha-crystallin-related, b11
Exons: 6
Coding region: 92-496 (134 amino acids)
Biological process (GO): intraciliary transport
Cellular component (GO): centrosome; intraciliary transport particle B; cilium
Source: RefSeq, a predicted model, not a curated record
GGUUGGCCUGGCAACGCUAGGUUGUUGUAGCUUUGCUGCGUAUUAGACUUCUCCAGAGGUUGGCAUCUGUGUUGUUUAGUAUUCAUUGACGAUGUUUGAUGCCCCCCUUCGCUCUUUGGGUGCGAAAGUGGUCGUGGCGACCUCCAACGAUGAGAACCACCCAUCAGAAAACAUAAUUGACGGAAACACAAAAACCUUCUGGAUGUCCACCGGGAUGUUUCCUCAAGAGUUCAUCAUUCGCUUUGCUGAAAUGACAAAUGUUUCUUCGGUGACAUUUGACAGCUACAACGUCCAACACCUACAAGUGGAAAAGAACACAUCAGAGAAUGCCUCUCACUUUGAGUUUGUGGCGGAGAAAGAGUUCAAACACACCGAGGGACAUCUUCAGUCAAAUUCUAUUUCGCUAAACGGAACCACUGCAACUCACCUUCGCUUUAUCAUCGCCUCAGGAUAUGAUCACUUUGUCUCGGUGCACAGAGUCAGUGUGCAGAAGUGACACGCGCUUUUGCUGUUUCGUAAAUUCACCUAAACAUCACCAUGGAGUUAUUGAGUCUGUUUCGCUGAUUGGAGAGCUAACUUCCGCAGCCAGUGUGGUCCAUGACGAUGACUUCUGUUUUGUUUGAUGCGCCGUUUUACAGACACUGUUUGGAAACAAUUAAGGUAUGUAAAUAAACAACAAUACCAAAUAUUAUUUUAUUAAAAAAAACAAGCAAAAACACUGACAGGGUGUUUUAUUUUUUAUGCUGUGGUGCCAUCUUUUGGACAAAUUCGCUCACUGCAGGUGCUGCAGCGUCCUUCCAUUUAUCGGUAGUGCUUCUUAUUUUUAUGGAUUCUUCAUUCUUUACUCCACGCGAUGUUUGUAAGUUUUACAAUAUAACUACAACAAUUGUUACUUGCUAAACUGUCCCAUGUGUGAUGUCUGUCGGAGUGUUUCCAUGCAUAUUUGUACGUGCUAUCGUAAUGUAAUCAAGCUAGCGUCGUUAGCAUUGGCUAAUAUUCUAACACGUCUACGAGUGUCUGUGUUAGUAUUAUUAACUUACAAACUGCAUUCUUUUUGUAUUGAUUCAGUUUUGUCACCAUGGAGUUAUUGAGUCUAGCUGAUUAGAGAGCUAGCUAGUGUGGUCCAUGGCGAUGACUUCUGUUUUGUUUGAGCAUCCGUUUUACUGCCGUGUUACAGACACCGUUUGGAAACAAUUAAGGUAUGAAAAUAAAUAUUUACAUAAUAUUUCUGUGUAAAUAACUAAUUUCACAACGUAUAUAUAUGCGGUUUAUAGUCCGGAGCGACUAAUAUAUGGAAAAUGCAUUUUUAUUCUAUAAUUUUGUGGGUGCAGCUUAUAUCCCGGUGCGCUCUAU